ACAUUUUGUUCCGUGUCAAUUAAAUUGUUUUUGUGGACAUGUGAAAAACCAUAUUUUUCUAAGAGGCAUGCGAGGAGAUAUAUUUUAACUCUACCUAAAUUCGUGUUAUCAGUGCAGAAAGUCUGAUCCUCCUGUGGACAUUGAAAAUAGAUCAUUUCCUACCCUAUUGUUUGACACAAUACCCAUAUACAAUCUUACACAUAAUGAUUUAACUGGUGUAUGGCUCUCGACAUCAUAACCGAAAAUACUUUUCUAUUAACCUUACUGUGAUUUAACAACAAUCCACAUAUUAGCCUACUGAUUGUUUGAGUGCCUCAGGAAGUAAUGCGAUACCUGUCUGCAUGGCGGAAUAUUUUGCGUUUAGUUUAGGUGGUUAGUUAAAAAUAGUAAUGUAGCAAUGGAGUGAGCUCCAUGUAAUAUGUCUAGUAUGAGCCAGUUGACAGGGCCUAAUGACGCUUCACUUGAGCAUUGCUUCACUAAUAUUUUCGCCUUGACUGAUUUCAGUGGUAUACAGUACAGAAAAUACAUCCUUCAUACUCCCAAAGAGUAUCAUGACCCGCUAAACGAUCCAAUUAUUAAGUCCUACACACUGUGCCAGAAGUAUGGCGUUCUUUCAGCCUGGGUGCGCUCAAAACCAGAGUCAUCUGACUUAUCAAAUCCUUGCGCUUUUUCGAAGUUUGCUAAAGAGCUCUGGGUGUUUUGGUAUGGAAACGAUGACUUUCCAAAUGCUGAUAGCUGUAUACUGCCAGAACUCCGUAGGGAGGACCAUGGAAACUGGCGACAAGGUCUAUCAUAUGAAACAAGAACUGUCUUGUUUCGAGCCUUGCACAACGUUGUUGAAAGAUGUCUGCUUACUAAAGGGUUUGUGCGCUUGGGCAAAUGGUUUGUACAGCCUCGUAAAUGCGGUUGCAACGAUGACAACGUACAGUACAGUGUCAGUUUUUCGUUCUUCCUACACGGUGAGAGUACGGUGUGUGCUAGUCUCGACAUUCGUCAACACGCUGCUGUCCAAAGAGUUGGAGUUGAACACAUUCAGAGUUGUAUCACAAGUCAGUCAACCAUACCCGUCAUCCUGGCACCUUAUGGAAUAUCUGCAGAGCUGACGGGUUUCGGUUUUGAAAAGAAAGACAGAGAUCUGAUGGUUGAAUCAGAAGCAUGGUCGACUUUUUACCCCCUCAGGCCCAGUCACGAAUGUGACCCUUCUAUGAGUGGUGUAACUGGUCUGCCGUUUUUUGCUAUGGCUACUCCUACGCAUCAGAAUCCACGUCAGCAGAAUAGAUUUAGUAAUGAUAAGAAGCGGACAGCAGAAGAAAUCAAUCGACGGUGUCUAGAUACCCCACCCAAAUUUGUUGAGGUGAUUGUCGAUGGUUUUCGUAUGAGAUACCCAAUGUGCUUUGUUCUAAUAACCUCUGUAAACGAUUCACCUAGUCAACCGGAAUAUAACCCAACACCUUACGGUGAUGCAAUUUAUUUAUCAGACGUUUCCGGUCAUAAUUUAUCUACGAACGUAUCAGUGCCCUAUAUGUCGAACAAAUGUUCUAUGUAUAAUGCCCAUAUUCCAAAUAAGAUAAAAACAUCACGCUUCUGGAGAGUAAACAAACGGAGAAAACGCCCGUCUAUAAAAAUGAACACACCUGGGACGUCUUUGCUGAAAGCAGUUAUUCCUAAUAGUUCUUUGCAGUCUGAUUUCUUAGUAGAUGUUCGUCAUAUCUACCUAGCUGGAAGAACUCUCCAGUGUGCAUCGCAACAUAAUCGUCUUCCUUCUAUGAAACCAGAGUGGCAAUCAAAACGGUCACAUUCUACUGAUAAAAGUGAUAUGGGUUGUAGUACUGAUGGGCUCAUAACUUCAGUAUCACCCGAAAUGUGCUCAUUGUACAUACAAGAUCCAUGUACUAUCUUGCAGUGCUGCUGCAACAGGUUUUCUCGGGUUCGUCGCACUUCUGUUGGUGGUUCGUUUCAUCAGCAAGAUCCCUGUAUCCGACAUUCUUUGAAGUCAUCUAUUCAUUUCAAUGUCCCGUUCUGUGAUCGUCCAAGGACUCCACUCCCAAUGAUUACAACCAACUUAACUGCAACCCAUGACCCAUCCAUGCCUACUCUGAGCCCUCAGCAACCAGCUCCAAACCAAAACUCAAGCCUUAGUUCUAAUACCCUCAAUGAAUUAAAUAACGAUUUCGUUUGUGAUCAGAAUACUUCCCAGACCACACCUUCAUCCACUCACCUUUCAACAGCGCCACAACCUCCAUCACUUCUUCCUAAACCUGAAAGUAACUCAACUUUAUCUUCGAUUGUAAAGAUACCUAACGGUUUGGUGAUCACCGACUCACCCGUUUCUUCAGAUCAUCAAACGCAAUAUGCAAAAAUGUCAGCCCGACACAUUCCGAUCGCUUCUGUAUCUGUAAUGAAAAGAAAUUUAUUCAAUACUUGGUUAGCCAGACAUGCAGCCCAGGAAUUGCAGAAAGAACCAUCUAGUGACAUAAAGCGUCCAAGCUUAUGUCUUAGCAUUCCAGAUCGAAUUGAAAGAGAACAGUAUAUAUGCCCAGAAGGCAUCGCUUUGCAAUCUGCCCUUGAGCAAUCAUCCCCAUCCUUCCCGAAUUAUAGUGUUAUCGAUGACAAUACAUCGUACAAAGAAAAUAAUGUAACUACUGACGAGUAUUCGUUUAGAAACAAACGCCCUCGUACUGCUAUCUGCCGCACUGAUUUCAACGAAUGCAGUUUGAAUGAUGGCGCACAAGGAAUUACGACAGAUAUCACAAAUGUCAACUUCACUUCUGCUAAUCCAUAUUCCCCGGAUAUGAAGGUCGGAGUUGCAGAGUGCAAUGGUUUAAUCGAUGACCAACACAUUAAUCCAGGAGCAUUGGAAACAAAUACUCAUUCUGGAUUGAUGCAUUCUAACGGUUCCGUCAUGAAUAAUUCAAGUGGUACUUUCAGUCGCAACGUUGGACUAAUCACUCACAGAGGAGUCAGUCUCGCUAGCAGUACCGGUUCUGGACCGAUCGGACCAGCAGAACUAGCUUUAAUGCUUCCCACACCACCAUCCCAUGACGCACCUCAACCUAGUCCUGUUGAUGGUGUUUCAGUGUCCACCAACCGUAUGAACCCUUCAACAACUUCAGUAAGCACCCCUGGGCCUGGCUCUCCGUCUGUUCAAACAAUCCAGGACUCAUUAUCUUCCAAUGUAACAGACACAUCGUCACAUUCGAUUCCUGUACCUUUCCAGUCUGCCAAUUCGCCACCGUCUUGUCAAAAUCAGGGAUUAUGGCAUCUUGCUAAACUGCCUUGCAUUCAAAACCUCAGUAGCGUCAGCAUGGAAUCUCAAGACUGGUCUUUCGUUCAACCUUGCGCUGCUUAUCUCGGUAUGACAAGUAACUAUCAAAUCCCUCAUGACGAAAUUUCAUUAUUCGCAAAGUCUCUACCUCAGCUGAAAUGGUCGUAUGACCAUCGUGCAUCAAACCAAAAAUCUGUCACGUCAGAUUGUUUAGAUCCACAUUUUACACCUAAUGGGUUGGUUGUCAACACUGGGAAUCAGUCUGUGACAUCUAAGUCUUGGCUAACGUCUCCCAAUUCUUUUCCUUCAACUUCAUUACAUCGAAAUGUUGCAAACACUGAUAAUAAACCUUGUUCACCUCAACAACUGAAUGAGUCUGGGACUACCUAUUCUAUCACAGGGUUUGUGAAGUCAGCAGAUUGUACGAAUCCUAAUACCAAUUACGUAGAGGAUUACACCGAGUGGUUAGCCAGCUUACUUGAAACCAAUGGACUUUUAGUAAAUUUAAUCCUUUCAGAUUCUAUGCUAAAUUUAUUCAAAGACCAUAAUUUUGAUUCCUGUAACAUUUGUGAAUGCACGUCAUCCAUACUUGGCUCUGAAAUUGGUCUUUACUUAUCCAAUUCAAUAUCUACAACGUCACCUUGUAGUAGAUCAGGACGAACAAACAUUUCAACUUUUGGAAGUCAUGACCUAGUUGGCGGGUCUGGGUUCCAUUUUACACGAGGAUGUAAAUGUGGUUUCAGUGCUGUGAUGAAUCAGAAAUAUGUAGUUAAUGGAAAUUUAUUCUAUGAAGAUGAAAUUGAAGUAACCCGAUUGUCUGUUCGGUCUUCUUUGAGUCAGAACAAUGAAAAUCCAUAUACUCGUCCACCGAACUACCGAACACGUCCAGGUUGGUGGGUAACCAGUUCUCAUCCUUCUGUUAGUCAUUUGCUUUUACUUCAACGGAUAAUGAGUAGCGUAUUUGAAGAAUUUAGUGUUCGACAGAUAACUGAUCAACUAAGAUGGAAUAUGUUGUCGUGUGACCAAGUCAUUAAAGAAAAUAAACUAGAAUAUGAUGAUGCUUGUGCUCUAAUUGCGUCGGCUAUUCGCAAUUCCGUUGAAACAGUGCGUCCACGCAGAGUAGUUGGCCAUGUUGACAAUAUUGAUUCCAUUGCCAAUGGUACACCUCAUCCGGCUUCCGAAACUGGUGCGUUUAUUCACCCAUCUUUUUUUCUAAAAGCUCAUUCUAAGAUGCCUCAAAAUCAAAACGACCAGAUUCGCUUAUUGACAACAAUGCGUCCUUGGCUUCAGGAGGCCAUUUCGUCUACUCGUAUGUUAGAAUCAAACUAUACGGUUGAUGGACCAUUAACUUGGAAAGCAUUUCAUCAACUUGCUGGUCGAGGCUCUGAUGAAACUUGUAAACCUCAACCGAUUCCUCAGUUGCGCGUUAGCAGUUGCGACCAAGAAAACUUGUUAAUUUCUCCAUUCGCUCUUCGUGAUUGGGACCGAUUAUCACUAUUUCCAUUAUCGCGACCUAAACGUAUUGCUUAUGCUGUGAUCUUGCCUUCUGACUCUCAUAUAUUCUCUGAUUUGACAUCUAAUAUUCCUAAUAUUCUAAUGUCUGAGGGCACCGAUGCAAAUUCUUCCUCGACCUCAAACUCAUUAAGACGUACUCUUGUUGAUUUUCUGAAAGAACUGUCACAUACCUAUGAAGCUUGCCAUCUUGGCCAGCAUUUCCCGUAUUACAAACCAGAAGCAGGUUCUCCUGAUACAGCGUUUAUACCCGUCUUUCCAAAUCCAGAACGUCUUUCAAUAUCAGAAUCUGAUAACUUCGUAAGUAUUCAUCCGGAUCUUCUGAAAACUCUUACAGAACAACUGGGUAAUCAUUCACUAUGUGGAGAAUCAAUACUACGACUUAUUCAAAACUACGCCUGCUCUUCAGUGAACUCCGCCAUAGCUGCAUUGAAGAAACACGGUGUUGCUGUGGAGUUUAGUUUUGAUACGAAUCUUCGCUCUGCCUUGUUCCCACCUUUUGAAUCAAUAAAAUCAGAGAAGCCUAGCGUCCCUGUAAAAAUCAGUCAAGAUGAUAUAAAAUUAAAUAUUGUAAACCGACUUUCAGUUCCAAGCAGAAUGGAUAGUGGCUGCUCUGUACGCUACAGUAAUGGUGAUGGUUCCUUCACCACAUCCUUGGAUACAUCCUCUUGGGGAGCGGGGAGUGAUGUUUAUUUAGUAAUAUACAUUCUAAAUCCUUUCUGCUACUUGUAUGAUAUCAGUAUGGAGCUUGGUCGUCUUGUUAUGCAGUCAUUAGUCGGUUCUGCCAAUCAUAUAUUGAAUUCCUUACCUGAAUCAUGGCGUGCACGUGUCACUACACAAAUUUUAUCAGUUGAUCAUGUCAUGUCUGACUAUUUGCCUCGUUUACGACCUUUAGCACUGGCAAUUUACACAUCUGUGAAUCGUUUCAUUGAGCCCAGUUUAAUAAAUGCAAAUCGUACAUUAACGGGUAUAGGUCCAGCAGCUGAAAAAGAAAUUAUUUCAAAUGAUAAAGACAGCUUCCAUAAACGAACUAUAUUUGCGCCUCCAUAUACGCUCAUGAACUCACGUGAUGUACUCAGUCAACUAGAUAUUUCAUCAGAACCUAUUGACCGGUCGUCUGUUUUAUUUGUUGCAUAUUGUCUUUCACAAGAUCAACAAUGGCUUCUUGCUACAUUUACAGAUGAACAAGGUGGAUUAUUAGAUCAUACUUUAAUUAAUAUUCGUGUCCCAACAAGAUAUUUUACUGAAAUAGAAAAUCAACGUUUUCAGCCAACAGAAUCAAAUAAACAUAUAUUAAGCCCUCGUCGUAUUGGGCUUGCACGACUUUGGGAUUAUAUUAUUAAUUUGAUCAGUCAAACUGCCAACGCUUGGCGACUUGUAGUAGGAAGAAUUGGUAGGUUGGGACAAGGAGAACUAAAAGGUUGGAAUGGACUGUUAGGACGAAAAAGCCUUCAGGAUGUAAAUAAAUUUUUUCGAGAGCGCUGUACUGCAUGUAGUAUAUCAUCUUGUGUUCCUUCACAUUCGUCAUCCAUUAAUAAUGGUUCUAAGCCUAUGUUGAAUCUAGUCAAUAGUUUCACUGGAGCCAGUAGUUGUACUCAUGAACUCCCAAGUUUAAUCAGCGCGUGUCUUGUUUCUCUCGAACCUCAAAGCACAUUUCGUGUAUAUCCUGGUUUUGGUUUGUGUUCAGAUGAAUCAUGGACGUACGGAGGUGGUGGAGGCGGUGGUAACGCAGGUGGUGGUGGUGGCUCUGGGAGUGCAGGUAGCACUGGUGGUAGUGGUGGUCUGAGUAACGGCGCUAACAGUGCAUUUUAUGGAGCCAAUGCUUCACCAUUAGCUAUGCGUAUGAUGCCACUUUUAGGUACUCCAACAACGUCUACAGAAACACCUAGUGCAACCCAUAUUCUUGUCUUUCCUACUAGUACUUCAGCAAGUGGUGUGUCUGUAAGUUGAUUUUUCAUUUAGUAUUAAGAUUUUUGCAUACAAGUUUGUUGUACUUAAAUCGUACUUUUAUAAGUUAUUUGCUGUCAUUUGAAUGAGAAGUUGAACAGGUUUCCAUAAAAAUUAUGGUAUUUCAAUUACUUGAAAUUAUGCACAAUUUCAAACCCCGUUUAUCGACACUUGUUCCAUUCUCUAAAUAAUUUUUAAGUAGUGUCUUACAUCUAUACUUUGUGUAUGAUCCAUAACCACUAAACACUCAAUUUUGUUGUUAGGAAACAACUAUUAGUGUAUCUAUGGAUCUAGUUUUACAGACACGUGCUACCAUAAUAGCCGCAGUUGAACGUGUGGUUCGUAAGUGACUUUUAUAAGCGUUGUUUUUUCUAAUUUUAGCCACUUGGCUUCUCAUCAGAAUCUAUUUCUGUAAAUACUGCCUAUCACUUCAUAUUCUACUAGUGUCAUCAAUUUUAGGUGAUAGUUUUUUCCCACAUAAAGAACAAUUCAGAUGGUUAGAGUUUUAAAGUAUUUCUAUUCAGUCUAUACAAUACAUCGACUCGAUAAACAGUGGUGUAAAAUGGGUUUUAAAGUCACUAAUUAUGUACUCGUAGGUGUUGUGUGACAUUAAAAAUUAUUAUGAUUGGUAUAGACUGUUGUAGAGCAUAGGUUUGAGUGCAUUUUUGCGAUUGAAGUUUGUGAAUGUUAGAAUAGUGAACAAAAUCUUGAUCAUUGUGUGAAGCUCUUUGAUACUAUGUGCCUGUCAAAUAACUACUCAUGAUAUAGAACUACGGACACAAUCCCUCGUAUGGACUCUUGUCGAACAGCAAGACAACUGACCAGCGGAAUAAGUUUUGUUUUUAAUAAAAAUAACAUACUUCUAUACAAAUAUUCGAUGCGAAAAUAAACUUUAUUUGGCAUCAAAUAAGCGAUAAAAGGGGUAAAAGUUUUGUCGGUCAAUCAUUUUUGCCGAUUGAAUUAAAACUUUGUGUUCUUGUUAGCUGGCGCAUCAUAGACGUAUUUACACAUAAUUUUGUUCAAAGUAACAUACAAUAUCAAUCUGUAUCUGUCUACUCUUCCUCUCAUUUUUUUUAAAUUGUCAAAAGAUGAUAUACUAUUUGGACCCAUUUGUCCACGAUCUAACGAUUUUCAACUUCCCUGUCACUAGUUCAAAUCUCGCUCUACCCACCUCGACUUAGUUAAUUUUCCACACCACGAAUGAAGUAUACAGUCAAGUGAACAAGUCUUAACUAGAUUUCUUUACUUUUAAAUAGUCGGUUAAAACGUCCGUAAAUAUGUGUAUACGCAUGUAUGCAGUAUUUUAACGUUAGUUAAUUAUUAUUUUUGAAGCGGAUAGCAUUAUUAACUCACAUGAACAUAAGUCUGUAUUUGAUAAAUGAGUCACUAAAUUUAUUAAAUGUUCUUCUUGCUUAGUUAUUUCCCAGAAAUCUGAUUUAUCGAUUAUUUGUGGUUUAAUGGUUUCAACAUUUUUGAGCCUAUUUAAUUUUUAGGAACAUGAGCCUUCUGGAUUAGCUGAAGUCAUCUAUGGGAUGGGGUCCGAUGAUAUGAAUGUAUUUGACUGGCUUCUUCCCAACGAUCCUGGCCUUGAUGAUCUCGUUCCUCCAAACGGAUCAACAGCAGAAAUGUUGGCUGACUUCGGUAAUCCAUCUGAAUUAAAUUUCGGCCUGUCCGACCUAGGUCCACCUGUUUGUGUCAGUGGUGUUAAUGAUGGUACGGGGAAGUCAUCUAAUGGUAGAUUAGGCGAUGGUAGUGAUGUUUUGCAUGGGCACAAUGAGUACGCUGUCGGUUUUCAUGAUAAUCGGGGACAUGGGUGUUCUGAUGUUAUGGGUUUACGUGGACUUGAUUCUGGACUACUGGAUUUGGGACCAAAUCAUGUAAGUAACGUUGGAGGUUAUUUGAGUGAACAUUCAUUCGGUCAUGCUAUAAAUCCUCUCAACACAAUGCCAUUCGGAAUACAUGAUCCUACAGACGAAGUGGGAAGUUUGAUGCAACAACCCUUGGCCAUGGGAUAUUACAUAUCUACAGCUUCUGCCGGUCCACUGCCCUCAUGGUUUUGGAUUGCUUGUCCGCAUUCCAAAUUUCAGUAUCCAGUUUGUUUGAAGUCUGCUCUGCAUUUACAAACUACACUGGUUGGUGUUGACGAUGCUGCAGCCGCAGCUCCUCCACCGACUGGGGGUUCAAGCGGUCCGGGGGUUGGACCGUCGUCAAAUCGUCCGGGACAUCUUCUAGAUUCAAGCAGCACAUGUGAUGUAUUAAGAUACGUUUUAGAAACAUAUAAUGCUUUAUCUUGGUUAACCAUUGAUCCAACAACAAACGAUCGUAGAACUUGCUUACCUAUUCACAUUCUUUCCUUAUCACAAAUAUACCAGGCUUUUGAAGCAUUCACUUGAUUUUAUUGCAUCUCUGUAAUUUAUUUGUAGAUAUUAAGUAAUGUUUCUUUUUUUAAAGAAAUGAUGGCAGCUUGUAAUAUGCCAGUAAAUCUUUCAUGAAAAUUUAAUGAUUUCUCUAUCAUAUCCCUUAUUAUUUACAUUUUAUCCUUUCACUUAUUUAUUCUUGCCAGUUUGUAAAUUGAUAUUGUUUAUUUCCAUCAGGGUAGAUAUUACUUAAUCAUAAUGUUUAUGAUAAUAAUUGUAUUGUUGACUGUAAAUGUAUAUAAAGUGAUCAUUUUAUUCUUUACAUAGAAAUAAUUAAUUCCGAAUUGAUUUGUUUAAAAAUCACUAUUGUU
This is a messenger RNA of Schistosoma intercalatum, 9452 nucleotides long. The record is from the annotation of a GenBank genome assembly. Lineage: Eukaryota; Metazoa; Platyhelminthes; Trematoda; Strigeidida; Schistosomatidae.